This is a messenger RNA of Lathyrus oleraceus (garden pea), 716 nucleotides long. RefSeq lists its product as uncharacterized. The transcript has a single exon. The record is from RefSeq and is a predicted model, not a curated record. NCBI's taxonomy places the organism in Eukaryota, Viridiplantae, Streptophyta, Magnoliopsida, Fabales, Fabaceae. The coding region runs from base 169 to 594 and encodes 141 amino acids.
CCAAACUUCAUAUUCCACUUGCAUUACCUAUUCACCUCAUAGUCACAAAAAUUAGAAGAAAAAACAUAAACAAACAAAAAACAUUUCACUCUUCCUAACCUUAUCACCUCCCUUAUGUCAUUUCUAAGGCCAUGAAAAAACAAACCAUUUUCAGUGUCACAUGACACCAUGAAGAAGAAGCAACAUCAACAUAACCAAGAUUUAGAGCUGUUGAAAGCAGUUGCACAAGCUUGGUACAAUCACUCCGGAAGUGUUAAACCUUUGAGUGAAUUCGACGCGCGACGAAGAAAUUUCAAAGGUAGGCCUUCAAGGUUUAAGCUUGAAACAUUAACAAAAUCAUCGUCAACAAAGGACACAAGCACUUCAACUUAUUCUUGUGACUUUCGACACUCACUUUGGGAUCCUUAUGAGCUUGUAACGGUUUCGAGAAGGAUUGAAACAGGGCUGGCUUUGGAUAAUCCAUUUGAUGAUUUUUGUGUUUCUACAUCGGUUCAAUUGAAAGGUAAGAGGGAGAGUAAGAAUAGUCUUAGGAAUCUCUUUAAUAAUAUGUCUUCUAGGAGAUUUAAUGUCCCCAAUUUUUCUACUGAAAAAUGAUGCUACAUGAUUUUCUUCUUCUUUUACCUCAUAAUACUAACUAUACAAUGUGUUUGUUUAUACUUUAUACUAGGCUAUUGUGUUUUGUUGUAUAUAAGUUUUAUUAUAAUUCAUUGUUUAUA